AUGUUGCCGUCCUCGGUGCGUCGCGUCGUCUCCUCGGCGCCCCCGGCGGCUACUCGUGCGGCGGCGUGCGCCUCGGUGCCCGUCGUCAUGCGCGGCCACCAGCGCCGGUUCUCCUCGUCCAAGCCCUCGCGCCCCGACAACGGCGGCGGCCCCAGCGACUUGUCGGCCGGCCAGUCGGUCCCGUCGUCGUCCUCGUCGUCGCGGCCUGACGGCAAGACCGCGGGUGACAAGCGCAAACGAAAGAGCAAGGAGGCGUCGGCCCGCGACGCCUCGUUCAAGAAGCUGCCCAGCGUCCCCGCCACCCACCACAUGUCCCACGAAGCCCUCGGUCUCUCGAGCUUCUUCUCGCUCCACCGUCCCAUUUCCAUCACGCAGACGAUGCCGCGCACCGUGUCCGAGGAGCACUUUGCCUCCAUCUUUGCGGCCCGCUCCAAGGCCAGCCGCAUCUCCGAGACCAUGACGACGCUGUCCGAGACCAUCGACCAGCUCGAAGGCCCAAUGGCCCAGAUGACGAUUGGCGGGCCGGAGGAACAGAUGCAAAACGGCGGCGGCAUGCAGCGCCUCGAGGUGCGCAACGCCGACGGCAGCGAGUCCAGCGUGUACCUGCAAGUCGACACCAUGUCGGGCGACUUUUUGCCGUUCCGUCCGCCACCCCUGCCUCAGGCCCAGCUGGCCGGCGCCGAGGGUGAGGCCGGAAGCAGCAGCCUGAGCGCCCAGGCUGAAGCAGCCGCCGAGGAGAACCCCCAGCACCGCGUCUACAAGGCCAUGUUCACGAUUGAAGAGUCGACCGAGGCCGACGGCCAGAUCCGCAUCGUCGCCCACAGCCCCCGCAUCGUCAACGACGACCAGCCUCGCAGCUUCCUCGAGCGCCUCGCCCAGCGCCAGCUGCGCUUCGACGAGGCACGCGCCGCCCGCCGCGCGGCAGCCGGCAUCAUGCAGCACGCAGCGGGCGAGACUAUGGAAGCCAUUAGUGUCAAGCGCCAGCGCAAGCUCCGCAUGAAGAAGCACAAGUAUAAGAAGUUUAUGAAGCGCACGAGGAACCUGCGCCGCAAGCUUGACCGCACGUAA
Cordyceps militaris CM01 is the source of this 1068-nucleotide messenger RNA. RefSeq lists its product as uncharacterized. Gene Ontology annotation, biological process: mRNA processing. Gene Ontology annotation, cellular component: mitochondrion. The transcript has 2 exons. NCBI's taxonomy places the organism in Eukaryota, Fungi, Ascomycota, Sordariomycetes, Hypocreales, Cordycipitaceae. Bases 1 to 1068 code for a protein of 355 amino acids. The record is from RefSeq and is a predicted model, not a curated record.